UCACUGCACUCCUCUCGCCGGCCACUUCAAAAGUUCAAGCUCAAAACCCUCCUCUUCCCCUCCACUUCAAAUUCUAAACUCCUCCGCUUUGCAGCUGCCGCUACAUACGCUCCAAGGAGAAGAGCUGCUAGCUGAGACGACGAUGGAGAGCUACGGGCGGAAGCGGGCGUGGAAGAAGGGUCCUACGCGGGGGAAGGGCGGCCCGCAGAACGCGGCGUGCGAGUACCGCGGCGUGCGCCAGCGGACGUGGGGCAAGUGGGUGGCCGAGAUACGCGAGCCCAACAAGCGCAGUCGCAUCUGGCUCGGCUCCUUCGCCACCGCCGAGGAGGCUGCGCUAGCCUACGACGAGGCCGCACGCAGGCUCUACGGGCCCGACGCCUUCCUCAACCUGCCGCACCUCCGCGCCUCCAUAUCCGCCGCCGCCGCGCACCAGCGUCUCAGGUGGCUCCCGGCGUCCGCCAGGGGGGCCGUCCCCGGCUACGGACUCCUCAACCUCAACGCGCAGCACAACGUCCACGUCAUCCACCAGAGACUGCAGGAGCUCAAGAACAACUCGCCCACCAAGCCGCCGCAGAGCGCGCGAGUUCCCCAGCUCCCAACUCUCCCGGCCUCCUCCUCUCCUUGCUCCACCGUGACCACCGGCGUAGCUGCCUCCGCAGCUCUGCCGCCGCCCAUGUCGUGCUUCCAGGCCCUGGAGCAGGCGGUGGCCACGGCCGCGAUGACGGCGGACACCGCGCCGUGCGAGGUCGCCUGCGCCGGCGCGAACAAGCCCCAGCUCGACCUCAGGGAGUUCUUGCAGCAGAUCGGCGUGCUCAAGGCCGACGAGGAGGGCGCGGUAGCCAAGGACGGCUUUCACGGGGAAGGCGAGGUGGCAGGCGCGUUUGGCUUCACCGGCAACAGCGAGUUCGACUGGGACGCGCUGGCUGCGGACCUGAACGACAUCGCGGGAGGCCACGGCGGCUCGGUGGGCGUGAACGGAGCGUUUCAGAUUGACGAUCUGCAUGAGGUCGACCAGUUCGGCUGCUUGCCCAUCCCUGUCUGGGACGUGUAAUCUGAGCCCAUGCAAGAAGCUCCGGUGUCCUGGCUAUCUCCAUGCGGAUGGGGCUUUUCCCUAGUGCACAAG
Phragmites australis (common reed) is the source of this 1123-nucleotide messenger RNA. RefSeq names its product dehydration-responsive element-binding protein 2E-like. Gene Ontology annotation, molecular function: DNA-binding transcription factor activity; transcription cis-regulatory region binding. NCBI's taxonomy places the organism in Eukaryota, Viridiplantae, Streptophyta, Magnoliopsida, Poales, Poaceae. The record is from RefSeq and is a predicted model, not a curated record. Gene Ontology annotation, biological process: response to stress; positive regulation of DNA-templated transcription. Gene Ontology annotation, cellular component: nucleus. The transcript is spliced from 2 exons. Bases 143 to 1051 code for a protein of 302 amino acids.